AAUAAACAAUGGAGGAUGCUGGAAACAUACUCAAAUGGGAAGAACAUAUUCGGCUUGCCGUGAUGAUCAUUUGAAAGGCUGCAAAUGUCCACCUGGAUUCAGCGGUGAUGGGUUCAAAAACUGCACAGAUGUUAACGAGUGCGAGGAGAAAACAGUGUGCCAGUGUCGCGGCUGCAAAUGCAAGAACACAUGGGGAAGCUAUGAAUGUAGCUGCAACGGAAGCUUGCUUUACAUCAGAGAGCAACAUUUGCAUAAGUAAGGAUGCAAGAGGAGAUGUAAGCUGGGGAGUGAUAUGGAUAAUAAUAAUGGGACUGGGAGCAGCUGCUUUGGGAGCUUACACUGUUUACAAAUACAGAAUCCGGACGUACAUGGACUCAGAGAUAAGAGCGAUAAUGGCGGAAUACAUGCCUCUUGAUAACCAUCCCAACACUCAGCCUUGUCAGCUUGAGUUGUAAGAACAGUCUUCGCUCA
Brassica oleracea var. oleracea is the source of this 471-nucleotide messenger RNA. RefSeq names its product vacuolar-sorting receptor 2-like. Lineage: Eukaryota; Viridiplantae; Streptophyta; Magnoliopsida; Brassicales; Brassicaceae. The transcript has 5 exons. Bases 108 to 455 code for a protein of 115 amino acids. The record is from RefSeq and is a predicted model, not a curated record.